UACAAAAAAAAAACUUCUGCUUAUAUGUCCAAAGUUUGUUUCCAAAGUUUAGAUAUUUCCAAUAGGCUGGAAGACUUUGAAGAGCGAGUGCUCCCUUAUUAGUCCUGCAGACGAACAUAGCGCAGAAACUCGGAUACGAUUAUAGAGGAAUGUGCCAGACACGGCAAUGAAAACUCGUUUAAAAUUUUGGUUUUUGAAAUUAUUCAAAUAAUUGAUCCUUUUCUUUGCGCUUCCUCUUCUUCCUCCUGUCAUGUCAAAUAAAAGCUUUGACUGUAAAUGCUUAUCGAUAGAUCUAAACUAAGCCAAACUAUGAUGGGAGGCACCAACACAAUCCAAGCGAUUGUUUCGAUUUCCCCAUUGACAGAAGAACGUAAAGCAUGCGAUUAAUUGGGCUAAGAUUGUGACACCGACCAUACCAUCUUACUGUCGGCUAAAUUCAUUAAGGUCGCAUCCCCUGUAAGCGAGUAGCUCAACAAUUCUUUUUCAGGAAUUUCUGAAAACCUCAGAUCACAACAAUGGAUUUUAAUUCCCGAACGAGUUUAUUAUCCUGUCGAAUUAAGAAAGUCACGCAUCAUAUGGCUUAUCCCUAGACGUGGGAAAUAUGAGUGAAUAAAUCGAAAUAGAUCGAAUCUAAAUUCUAAACACGCUUCUAGCCAAUCCAGCGUUUAAAAAAACAAAUAACUUGUGUUAUCCAUUUAAAUAUCAAUGAAAUAAUUCGCACGCCACUCCAAAUGCAACCGAUCAAUAUUUUGUGUAUUUAGAAUGGCUGCGUAGUGCUCUAUCAGACCGUGUCAUUGAACAGUUCUCUCUUCCUCUCUCUCUCUCUCUCUCUCCAGCGUACUACACAAAUAUUUCACACAAUAGCUCUUUCUUUUCCAAAUAAGUUUUAAGUUAUUUCCACUUAAUCUUAAAACAGCGCUCCACGCGAUAACAACGCAUAAAUAAUAAAUUUUGUAAUAUUAGUUAUAGAAAUCGUUGGAAGAUUUUAAACAUGUUAGAUGUAUCUUUUGAUAUUGUCGAACAAUACGUUCGCUUCCCAAAAAUUGAACGAAGGGAAGUACAAAAAAUUUUGGAAUGGAUACGCGCUCAACCGCAUAUGCCGAAUUUAAGUGAAGGUGAAAUUUUAAUAUUCUACAUUGCCUGUCAAUGCAGUUCAGAAAUGACGAAACAAGUGAUCGACACGAAUUUAACGUGUCACACGCACGUAGAUGAAUUUUUCAAUAACCUUGAUCCCGAAUAUGCUGCAAUGGAACGUGCGAUGCGAGUCGACGCAAUGUUUAUUCUUCCGAAAUUAACGCCAGAAGGCCAUCGCGUCACCAUCGGAAAGCUUAUUGACUUGAACGCUUCAAAUUUUAAUUUUGCGGACGCAAUAAAAUUGUUUGUGUUACUACUCGAUGUUUUUGUACGAGAAGAUGACGUUCGCAACGGCUACAGAAUGGUUUUUGAUACCAGUGGCGUAACUUUGGGACACGUGGCUCGUCUCGGUAUUAUGACAAUGAAAAAACUGAUAUUUUACUUACAGGAAGCUCUACCUGUUCGUCUCAUUGGCUUGCAUUUUAUAAACAUUGUUCCAUUUAUGGAUAAAAUUUUGGCGUUAAUGUAUCCUUUUAUGAAGAAGGAACUUGUAGAUAUGUUAUACGUUCACAGUAACUUGGAUGAAUUCUAUAAAUUCGUUCCGAAAAAUAUUCUUCCCGGAGAAAUUGGCGGCGAAGAACUGGAAUCUGCACAAUUACGUGAAAUUUGUUACGAUAAAGUACGCAGCCGACGUAAAGAAAUUUUAGAAUACGAAAAAUUAUUUCGCAUUAAUGAAAAAAUUCGUCCCGGCAAGCCCAAAAAUUCUGCAGAUCUAUUUGGUAUAGAAGGCAAUUUCAAGAAAUUGGAUAUCGACUAAACCAACAUUUGUAGAGAGCGCCGAAGAUAACAUAUGAAGAAAUAUGCUUAAAUAUUAAACUUAAAAAUGAAUUAAAUUACAAAAUUCGGGAUAUACACGCUAUAUUAUAUCUUAUUAUAGGUAUAAAAUUGAAGCGCUUAACAUACUUAAAAUUAUCUUAAGUUGGCAUGUAAAAGCUUAGCGAAAUUGUUUGUCUUGAAAGAAAAUUCCAAAGAAAUUAUCCAAAAUGAAUAUAAUUGCGAUAUUUCUAUUACUUAUCUAAUCAAGCCACUAAAGUCUUUUAGAAAAUUCCUUCUACAGACACAAUAUCUAUCAUAGUUUCUUUAAAAAAAGGUUACAAUCCCCAUAAUUUGUUAUAUAUAUAAGAAAUUCAUUAAAAAUUUUGA
Messenger RNA from Glossina fuscipes, 2277 nucleotides. Its product is annotated as alpha-tocopherol transfer protein-like. Lineage: Eukaryota; Metazoa; Arthropoda; Insecta; Diptera; Glossinidae. Gene Ontology annotation, molecular function: phosphatidylinositol bisphosphate binding. The record is from RefSeq and is a predicted model, not a curated record. The coding region runs from base 992 to 1891 and encodes 299 amino acids. The transcript is spliced from 3 exons. Gene Ontology annotation, cellular component: membrane.